AUGCUUGAACAUACGAAGCCCUUCUUCGUUCCACCUCAAGCCACCGGGUCAGAGUACUCUAGCGUCUCUUCUCCUGAGCCGCUGUACUCGCCCGAGGUCGCCUCGUUCGGGCAUGCUGCAGCGCCAAUUAGCAUCGUUUCUUCAAAGUUUCCGAACCAGACGGCCGCCUACAUUGUCCCUAUCAACCUGCCCGACAGAUUCUGCAUGAACGAGAGCCUGUGGGGCUUAAGGCGACCAGCCGAGUCAACUGUUUCGCCCCCUUGGCCGCGUCCUUAUUGGGCUCCGAGCCCAUGUUUAACGAACCGGCCUCCCUUUUCCACACUGGCAAACCUCACGACUCCUGCCUGA
This is a messenger RNA of Protopolystoma xenopodis, 348 nucleotides long. Lineage: Eukaryota; Metazoa; Platyhelminthes; Monogenea; Polystomatidea; Polystomatidae. The record is from the annotation of a GenBank genome assembly.